AUGUCCAAUCCAGAGCUACAAACUGCGGCUUCGAUCAACACUAUACCUCCAGAACUUCUCUGCCGUAUAUUUAACUUUCUGUUUCCGGCCAGACGUCCAGAUGAACUGACUGCUGCUCGCGUUGAUGACAUCCGCUCUCUGCGCUUGACAUGCCGACGUUUCUGCCAAUGGGCCUCACCGCUGCUUAUCCCGGAAAUUAGUGUUUCUAUGACUGAGCCGUCUCUGGAGCGCUUGAAGAAUGUUUCUGGUCACCAAUUGAUCAGCUCUGGGGUACGCAGCGUUCACGUCAAGCUCCCAUAUUACGAACAACGCAUGGCAGCCGACCUCACUCAAUUUGCCUAUUCUCACAUCGCAGGUAUGAGUCAACAUCUUGGCCAGCUUAAAGAUGUAAUCUCGGGUAAACUGCACGAGAGGGUAUCCUACAACCUGUCCGAUUGGGUCAAUUACGAAGUAAUUCAAUUGGGCAAGAAUCUGAUAUCUGCUUGGAACUCAAUCUAUACCACAAAUUCAGAAGGCUCGCAGCGGGACUCGGAUGAACACGUCACGUAUCGGAAAAUCCUAACAGAUGCCCAUCGUGAAUAUCAGCUUUUGUUUGAAGCGCAACAGCAAAUGCGAGAGAAUGGGGUAUUCCUCUCCACAAUUGCAUCCGCCUUGGCGAAGAUGCCUCAUGCCGAUAGGCUAAAAAUCACCGAUGGCCAAGAUCCCUAUCACAAGGAAGAUGGCUACCUCAUCAACCGAGACUACCGCAAAUCUAUACGAGCAGUCAUGCUGAGCCCUCAUACCUGGUCAGACGCUUCAGAACUCUACCCCGACCCUGAUUUCGAACCACCAGUCGAGUUCUUACACAGGCUUCCGGUUGCGAUACACAGAGCGGGAGCAAGCUUGCGAGAGGUGAAAUUCAAGUGUUCUGCGCCUUGUAGCUACGCCAACCUCUCCAUGUCUCCCUCUGAACGAGUUUCACUCGUCGAAUCGCUUCAGAACUUGCAAACGCUUAUUAUUGAAGCAGCUGGGAAAGAAGCCAUGUCAGGAUGGUUUUUCGACCAUCAAGAGGACGCGAUGGCUUUAGUUUCAGACUUCCUCUCUGCACUUCUCCAGUCUUCUGGUGUCGAGGAUCUCACCAUAUCUUCUUUCAAUUUACGCAGUUUAAAUGAACUCCUCACCGGAGCACAUAACCAAUCUCUAAAACGCCUACAUCUGGUCGGUGCUAGGUUGAGAGCUGGCAUACUCGGAGAAUACCUGGCCCGCGUUAAAGGUCCAUGUGAUGUUGUCUUGGAACAAGUGGAAAUACUUGGUGGGAGAUGGGCAGACCAAGCUGAUGAGCUGCGGAGUCUGUCAAGGGCCUCGACUACAGUUAUCCAGCCCUUUGGCGACGAGUUUCGUCGUGGUCGGGCUACAAACGUGUGCAAUGCUGAUGAGGAGAGGAUGCUUAACAAUUACCUCCAGAGGGCAAGUUCUGUCAACCCUCUCAGAAAUAGAAACAUCUAG
Molecule: messenger RNA, 1485 nt
Organism: Fusarium fujikuroi IMI 58289
Lineage: Eukaryota; Fungi; Ascomycota; Sordariomycetes; Hypocreales; Nectriaceae
Exons: 1
Coding region: 1-1485 (494 amino acids)
Source: RefSeq, a predicted model, not a curated record